AUGCUCACGAGAGCGAUGGCCUUGCCAGCCACGCCGCGCACGCGCGGCGCAUUUUACGGCGACCUCGAGGCGCCGGGAGCGCUGGAGAGGAUGGUGAGAACGACCAGCCUUCGCGGCGAGCUGGUGCUCCUGCACGGCAACAGCAAGCGGCGCCGGCUGCUGCUCAACCUCAUCGCGCAGCUCAACGGGCUCGACAUUGACCACAUCCUUCUCCUCGCCUUCACGCCAGACAUGUGCGAGCGCCUCCGUCGGAAUCGGAAUGGCGCGGCGCGCGUCAACGUGCUCGCCCUCGACUCGGAUGUCGCCGUCUUCUCCUCGCCGUACCCCCACCUCCACGGCGCUUUCCGCCGCUUCGCCCUCGUCGCCGCGUUUGACACAAAGGGCGGCUUCGCAAACGUCAACGUCGGCAUCGUCUACUUCAACAAUGCGACCGCCGGCGGGCCGGUGCACUCGAUCAUGCUCGAGAUGGAGCGGAGGGUCGAGGCUGCGCUCGCGAUGCCUCCGCCACAGAAGGUGCCGUACGGCUCGCUGCCCGGCCUCUUCUGGGACCAGAACCUCUUCAACAAGGCCCUCCUCUCCGCCAUGGCGAACCACGCCCUCUCCCUGCCCGACCCCGCCGGCCGGUCCUUUCUCGGCGGCGGAGAGUGGUCGCGCACCCACGCGGCGGAGCUGCGCCGGCUCGGAGACGUCCUCAAGACGUGGAGGCGGGGAGAGGCUGCGGCGCCGCCCGGCCUGUCCGUCCGCCCGCCGUGGUUCCCGCACCGUGCGGAGUACCGCUACUGGUCGCUCCGCCGUGCCGCUGUCGGCGCCGACGCGUCUCUCUGGCGGCCGGUGCCCGAGGAGCGGAUCCUGCUUGCACCGCCGUGGCUCGUCUCUGCGGACAACGCCUUCGGCCACCGGUACAAGCACUGGCUAUACGGCGCCUCGCCGCCGCCGUGCGUCCUCCUCCACUUCGUCUGUGUCGCGCCGGGACAGCGGUCGCGCAUCCUCCCAAUGCAGCUCUUCGGCGCGUGGAGCGCGGGCGCCGACGUCCUGUCCGGCAGGCGUGGCGAGGAUGACGCCGACGCCGACGCCGAUGAGAUGCUCGCUCUCGCAGACGCGACGUACGAGUCGCCGCUCGCGCCGCGGCCGUGGCCUCAGCUCAACGCGCUGCACGCGGCGCUCGGAGGGCUGGCGGAGCUCGCCGGCCGCGUCGCGGUCCUGCCGGCGCUCGACUGCGGCGGAGCUGUCGCGCCACCGUCGGAGCUCGAGGCGGCGCUGCAGGCAAACAGCGCGGCGGCGGCGCCAACCUUGAGGGCUGUCCGAUCGCUUCUCGACGAGCUGACCGGGGUCCCGGUCGUGCUGCUGCGCCUUACGCUGCCGGAGGCGCCAGCCGACGGGGCGCAGCCGCCGAUCGACCCAGCAGUGCUGCGCCGUGCCCACCCCGGGCUCGAGCGCGCCGCGAGCCGGUUCCGCGAUUCGUGCCCCGAGCUGCUGGAUCGCUCCAAGACGCGCAGGAGAGAGUGCACCAACUUUUGCUGA
Messenger RNA from Emiliania huxleyi CCMP1516, 1521 nucleotides. RefSeq lists its product as hypothetical. Bases 1 to 1521 code for a protein of 506 amino acids. Lineage: Eukaryota; Haptophyta; Isochrysidales; Noelaerhabdaceae. The transcript has 8 exons. The record is from RefSeq and is a predicted model, not a curated record.